This is a messenger RNA of Pseudovirgaria hyperparasitica, 2400 nucleotides long. Its product is annotated as RabGAP/TBC. NCBI's taxonomy places the organism in Eukaryota, Fungi, Ascomycota, Dothideomycetes, Acrospermales, Acrospermaceae. The coding region runs from base 210 to 2156 and encodes 648 amino acids. The transcript is spliced from 2 exons. The record is from RefSeq and is a predicted model, not a curated record.
UUUGGCCGUCGUCACUUUCCUGGUCGAAAUGCCUCCUACUUCUCUCCUCACCAUCUCUCUUUUGCUUCACUCACGAUUCUUUGCGCCAUGUACGACAACUUCACUUUGCUUUAUCCUCGCGCCUUACCACUUCUUCGCAAGCCUAAGACGACACGGCCACGGUAGCCUUAAGGCCUAGCGCGGGGUGUCGCGGAAGUCCAAGCGCAAGAAUGUCUUCUGACACCGAACCGCGUCUAUCUCAGGACUUCUCACCAUCACAGCGUCACUAUUGGACUACACAUUGGAAAAGUGACGGGCCACCACGGAUUGUCAUUUCCGACGAAGACUCAUUCACGCCUGCUAUGGGUCAAUCUCAAUCGGCCCUGCAGCGCGACUCUGGGGGAAUGAAACGCCCGCUCUCGGCGCCUUCCCCAAGCCACAACAUCUUACAACACAACGACACACCUCAAACCUCAAUUGACGACAAAGGCUCCUUACACUCUAAAUCUAGAGUCUUGAGAAGGCUCUCCUUGGUGGUGCGGCGCCCUAAGCCCGGCACACCUCUCCGUAUCAAUGCCAUAAAACGAAGAAGCGCAUUGGAAAGCUUCGAUCCAAGGCGUGACUCUGCCUUGACUGAGACCUCAAACAACCUCAGUAUCCCUGAAGCUCACAAUAGAACACCCACUGCUGAGCCGGUCCUGUCUGAUAUUAUACCGGUCGACUCUGACAGUAUUACGGCUCCAUCUACGUCAGACACGAGGCCUGCUACCAGUAGUCUCUCUGCAAUACAACAAGAAGAUCUCAUUCUAUCCGAAAAAGUACGAGCUCUGUACGACGUACCUGAACAAAUCGAGACAUCGACCCCGGCAGAUGAUGACGAGAUAAUCAUCGAUCAUUCCGCUGUUGAUAGAUAUGGAUUCAUAAUCACUGAUCCUCCAACAAGCCGGAAUUCGAAAGAUUCUAAUGAGACCACUCCACCAAUAAGAGAGGACUCCAAACUCAGAUCAAAUCCGUCAACACUGCGUCGACUGAAACCGCAUUCGAUGAUUCACAAAGCUUCAAGACGGUCACUCCGGCGCACACCAUCUGUCAUCUCGCGUGCUAGAAGUAACGUUUCUGUACGAUCAGUUCGCUCCUACACAUACCUUCACCUACCUCAAAAUCACGACAAAAAGAUUAUAUACAACGCUGGAAGCAUGCUUCUAGGACCUUCAGGAAUGGUCAAUUUCCCAGAGAAAGCGCAGAGCCGCAAACAAACGAUACAACAGAAGAAGCGAGAAUGGAGACGUGAAGACAAAUGGAGAGCGAUGGCGAAAAAGGUCGUCAAUGCAAACGGAGGCGGUACAGAUUUUCAAUUCGACCAGGCGCAUCCAAAACUCGUUGAGCGAACAUGGAAAGGCGUGCCAGACCGUCUACGAGCAAGUGUGUGGUGGAGUUUCAUGAAAACCGCCUCAUCCAAUGAUCCAGAUGCCGAUACCGAAGACACACUCAUGAAAGCUUUUUAUACCUUGCAAAACACAACAAGUCCCGACGAUCUACAGAUCGAUUUGGACGUACCACGAACUAUCAACCACCAUGAAAUGUUUGGACAAAGAUACCGAGGGGGUCAGCGACUUCUCUUCCGCGUUCUUCAUGCGCUGUCCCUCUACCUCCCUGAUCUUGGCUACACCCAGGGCAUGGCAGCGAUUGCGGUUACACUCUUAUGUUAUUUUCCAGAGGAGAGAGCUUUUAUCAUGAUGAUACGCAUUUUCAAAUAUCGAGGCCUCGCAGACUUGUACAAGCCUGGAUUCGAGGGCUUGAUGGUGUGCCUAGAGCAAUUCGAGAAGAAAUACCUCUCGAAAAAGCCCUUGAUAGCCGCGAAACUUGAAAACCUGGGCAUUUCGCCAACAACAUAUGGCACGCGGUGGUACCUUACACUUUUCAAUUACUCGAUACCCUUUCAUUGUCAGUUGCGGAUUUGGGACCUAUACAUGUUGCUGGGGUUUGGAGUUUUGCACGCGGCAAGUGCUGCCUUGGUGGAUGCCUGCAGGGAGGUUUUGGAGAUGGAGAGCAGCGACUUUGAGAAUGCGAUGAAGCUGUUGACGGGCUUUAUUACGGUCAAGGAUGAGGAUUUCUUGAUUGCUACCACGAAGGCUGAGUGGCAGCUUGAGAAGAAGGCGCAGAAGGCGGCGCGAUAGAUGGCACAUGGGAGAUGGGAGACUGGACAACGUGGGGAACGAACGGGUAAUGGGAAAUGAACACACAAAACCAAUUAAUGUAUUCUUAAUUGUCCCCCCCCCGGAAACCAAGAACUCGAAAAUUACAUCAGGAUUUUUGGAUCGUGCUCAAAGGAGCUUUGAUAUUGAGUUGAGUGCUACUUUUGUGAGAUUGUGGACUUGUCAUAAUCAUGCGUGCUUGUGCCGGUAUAUAUAUAUAUAUCUC